UUGCAUACCAUAAUGUAGUUACAUAGUUCUUAGCAAAAUAUCAAGAAAUGACAUCACUGCUGAAAAUUUCGCUGCUUUUUCCACUUUUACUAGCGUUUGAUAAAGGGAAUUCCUUGGAGUGUUAUACAUGUAUAGCUUCGAGAUAUGAACACAAUAGAUGUCAAAGUUAUACGACGAAAGGCAGCCUGCCAGUAAGCAAAUGCCAUGGAAACUCGACACAUUGUGUCUCUUUCUUUAAUGAUGAUAUCGUUGCCAGAAUAUGUGGUACUGCUCGCACUUGUGAUGAAACCAACUCAAUAGAAUGUCAUUUGUGUACUGAAAGCUACUGUAACUUUCAUUACAUGUAUCGAAGGCGGUAUAUCCGACAAGCACCAGAAAACAAUGCCACAACGACUGCUGGAAAUUCAACCGUUGAGACAGUAACUGCUACUACUGUUAUAAAUGCAACAACUGAAACAGUAAAUUCGACAUCUUCAAACUUGGAAACUGGAUCAACAAAUUCUUCUGAAAUUUCCUCUACUAUAACAAGUAACAAUACGACCUCGGCUACUGGAUCACCUUCUGCAAUAAUGACGUCUACACCUGCAAACGCGAGCACCGCAUUAUUAAACUCUUCCUCUACAACUUCCAAUUUUGGACAAACAACUCCAAAACAAGAAGACACAAAUAGUAGAGCUGCAUCAAUUUUGUUUCAAAGUAUAUUUACUACCUUUAUUAUAGUUUGUUUAUUAUUUAUAUUCUAAAGUAAUUAUUGCUUAAUAUUAUAAUGUAUUCUAUAUUUAUUCUAAUAAAACGUUAUAUAAAAUUA
Diabrotica balteata is the source of this 808-nucleotide messenger RNA. The record is from the annotation of a GenBank genome assembly. Lineage: Eukaryota; Metazoa; Arthropoda; Insecta; Coleoptera; Chrysomelidae.